Symbiodinium sp. CCMP2592 is the source of this 1125-nucleotide messenger RNA. NCBI's taxonomy places the organism in Eukaryota, Dinophyceae, Suessiales, Symbiodiniaceae. The record is from the annotation of a GenBank genome assembly.
AUGCAGGGCCGCAACUUUACGCGCACAGCGCUGACGUGCUGUGUGGCAACCCUCACCUUGGUGACCUUUGUGGUGGGUGCUUCGACCGGGAAGCACCUCGAGAAUGCAAGCUGCACUUCCGACGACCAGGCGCUCUUGCAAGCAAAAGCGCUUGUAAACGGAGGAGUUGCUACGUGCCCUGCGGAUCCCAGUGCUGACACAGAGCCUCCUGAGAUCAUCCUAGGCGAUGUUGGAGUCGGAGCUCGGCCAGCCCCUGGAGAAUGCACAGCCGUUCGGACUUAUGAUGUAAUCGAGGUACGCGACAACUGUCCAGGCGAUGUCACAUGGUCCUGCGUGCCACCAUCUGGCUCUUCGUUCCCUAUCGGUGACACCACAGUUACCUGCACGGCGACCGAUGUUGCUGGUAACACUGCAUCAGAAUCCCUUCGUGUUUGGGUGCAGGACCUGAAUCCGGUGCCUCCAGUCUUCGAUGUGGCACAGACCCAGGACAAAUCGGGCUCAACGUUUUCGGUCGGUACCACCACGGUGACGUGCACCGCCACCGAUGCUGGUGGGAGCACUGCCUCGGCAGAAUUUGACGUUAACGUCCGUGACCUCUGGGCUCCCAACAUCACGCUGGGCGAUGUUAUGAGGGAAACAGCCACAUCCCCUGGACUUUGCGAAGGCAUUGUGGUUUACGACGUAUCCGCAAUCGACAACUGUCCAGGCGAUGUCACAUUGUCCUGCGUGCCAGCGAAUGGCUCUUUGGUCCCAGUCGGUGACAACAGAGUUGACUGCACGGCGACCGAUGUUGCUGGACUGGCUCAAUCGGGGACAGGCUUCUGGGUUACAGUGAGGGACCACGAGAAUCCAGUCUUCGAUCCGGUCCCGGAUGAUGUGACAGUGACAAACGACCCAGGACAGUGCGGAGCCGCUGUGGAUUAUGUGGCCAAUGCAGCCGACAACUGUCCAGGAGUUCAGGUAGUUUUUUCGCAAGAAUCCGGCACCACGUUCUCGGUCGGUACCACCACAGUGACAUGCAACGCCACGGAUGCUUCUGGCAACAAGGCCUCGUCGGAAUCUUUCGUCGUUCCUCGGCCGUUCUCGACAAGCAUUUCCAAUGUACCAGUGGCUGUAGCAGUGUAG